Messenger RNA from Rhodofomes roseus, 3568 nucleotides. Its product is annotated as AAA-domain-containing protein. NCBI's taxonomy places the organism in Eukaryota, Fungi, Basidiomycota, Agaricomycetes, Polyporales, Fomitopsidaceae. The record is from RefSeq and is a predicted model, not a curated record. Gene Ontology annotation, molecular function: ATP binding; ATP hydrolysis activity. Gene Ontology annotation, cellular component: mitochondrial outer membrane. Bases 69 to 3557 code for a protein of 1162 amino acids. The transcript has 6 exons.
UUUCGUGCCCGUGGCAUCGCUCGUACCUUGCUGCCCGACCGCUCGACGGUCCUCCUCCUCCGUCUUGGAUGCGCUCCCAGGUGCUCGCUCGUCGCACACGGUCCCUGGUCAAGACCCUGCCCGUCCGUCAUCGUGCGCUCCUCUCGUCUACUCACGCUCUUCGCUAUCCGCGCAAAGACCAUGCAGGUGCGCCGCCCGCUACACCCCGACUUACAACACGCUCCUCGUCAUCCGUGACGCCUUCCUCCGGUGAAUCCGAGCCACCUGUCUCUCCGCCAGGGCUAGCUAGUCCUUCGGGGCCGCCCAGUGACGAUGGACCAGGCGAGGAACCCGAGAAGUCACGGCGAAGGAGGACAGUAGUGUCUAGUAGAGACCCUGAUCCCUCGCAUCCUCUCCCCAAUGGCAUCGAAAUUCUAUGGACACCAGAAAACGACCCAUCGUCAUCCGCUGCUUUCCAGCAUGCGUUGCCGCCCCCAGAGAUCUUCGAAGAGAUCCUGCAUAACUUGCACAUUACGCUGCAUCCACAAACUCAGCACCGCGCGACGUACGCUUCACCCUCAAGUCCCCCUGAGGAGCCAUCCUUUGCUCUGUACUGCCCAAUAGAGGGCGGUGAUGUAUAUAUUGACGAGACGGUGCGUGAGAUGGCGCGUCGGACGGGGGCGGAGGUCGUCGUUCUUGACUCCGUCCAGCUCGCUGCUGGUCCCUGCGGAGAGUUCGGGAAAGCUGCUUCUGUACUGCGGCUACCGAGUAACCCGCUGCACUUCCGCUCGCCUUCCUCCUCGGCUGCUCGGAGCCCCUCGCGCGCACAAAGAGAAUGGGAAGAAGAAGAAUGGGAGGAAGGCUCGCCCUACAUGUCUAUGGUGCCCUCGCGGAUGACACUGCAAGUGCUGACGCCUUCGAUAUCGAGACCAGGACAGUCAUUUUUCUCCCCCGCCCCGAGGGACAACGGGAUGUCAAAGCUCAAGGCUUUCUUCAACGAUCUAAUCAAUAUAACUGCUGAAUGUAAUGCUGCUGAGGGCUCUUCUGCCUCUACUGCUCCCUCUAGAAGACCACGCAUUGUCUAUAUUCGCGACUUCGCGACUCUUGCACCGUCAUCUGCUACAUGGUAUCCUGCUUUGCUUGCUGCUGUCCGACAACGACGCCAGGGUCCGAUCUCGCGACCGUCGUCACCAGUCCUCAAUCCUACUACCAUUGUAUUUGGCAUAAUCCCACCCAUAGCAGGAGCGACCUCAAGCAGCGCUGGCUCCGGCCCCUCGAACCUCAUGAGCAUGCUUAUGUCGCAGCGGUCAACAUCAUCUGCUCCUACAUCCGGCGACCGGAAGCCAAAACUUGAGUUUGGCGAAGACACGGCGAGCGAGAAGGCUCGGGAACGGCGGACGACGGGCCGCAUGAAGCGGUGGGCGCGGAGCGGGUCUCAGGUCCAGGACAUCCCGCAACUUGCCUCGCAAGAGGACAUGGAGGAGGCGAGCGGCAAGGGAGGCAAGCCCGAUAUCGUAGUGCUCGGCGGCCAGGAGGGCCUUUCAGGCCUCCCCUCGAUGCUCGGCCCCGCGCUGUCUGCCGCUAUGGCCCGCGGGGGCGGCGGACGACCUGGCCCUGGCCCGUCGACCACCGAGACGAGCACGCAGUUCUUCCGGACGUCGUUGGUGCUCCCGAACGUGCGCACGGCGUCCCUCGAGAGGGAAACGCGGAUGGCGCGUCGGAGGGAGAUCACCGAGCUGACUAUGCGCAUGGGUGUCGCUGCCGUCGGGGGCGAGCUCGAGCCGCUUCAACGGCGCGUAGAGACAUCUGAGUCGUCGGAUCCCGUCACAGAGGGGUCGGAGGAGGCCACGAGCAAGGAGAACGUCGAGCAGCGCCUCUGGGAUGACUGGGGCAAGCACAUUGUCCCCUGGUCUACUGUGCGCCGUAUCGCGGACCGGGCCGUUGGGCGGGUCAUCGCUGAGCGGACUGAGCAAGGGUCGACAACGCCUUCCCUGGAGCCAACGCCGAUUACCUGGUCUGCUAUCUACGACGCUUGGGUCCGGCACCAAACCGCGGAGGGUCUAUGGAAGACGCUGCUUGCUCCUGCGCCGGGACGGACUCGCGAACACCGCGAUGACGAGGAUGGCGAUGAGAAGGCCACGGACGAAGAUGCCGAUGUGGACGAGGUCGUGGAACGCAUCAAGCGCGAUCCCGACCUCGAUCCGCAUGAAGCUAGGCUAUUAGGCAGCAUAGUCGACACCUCUUCGUUGACAACGACCUUCAGUCAAGUACACCUGCAAGAUCACACUAUCGACUCCGUACGGACCAUCGUCUCCUUGCCUCUGUUACAUCCCGCGGCGUUCCAGCAUGGUCUGCUCAAGGAGCACAACAUGACUGGAUGUCUGCUGUUUGGGCCUCCGGGUACGGGUAAGACCCUGGUUGUGCGAGCCCUUGCCAAGGAGGCUGGCUGUCGCAUGUUGGCGAUCAAGCCGUCGGACGUCAUGGACAUGUACGUCGGCGAAGGCGAGAAGCUCGUGCGCGCUGUGUUCUCGCUCGCGCGCAAGCUCUCGCCUUGCGUCGUCUUUAUCGACGAGCUGGAUGCCCUGUUCGGUGCCCGGAUAUCGCGCGACACUGGUGGUGGCAUCGCGCAUCGUGGUGUCAUCACCGAGUUCAUGCAGGAGAUGGACGGCCUGAAGUCGUCCAAGGACAACGUCAUCGUCAUCGGCGCGACUAACCGGCCGUUUGACUUGGAUGACGCUGUUCUCCGGCGGCUACCCCGGCGCCUGCUCGUUGACCUACCCGGAGAGAAGGAGCGGGAGGAAAUUCUUAAAAUUCUACUCCGCGACGAGACAUUGGCCGAGGAUGUCGAUCUAGAGGUGUUGGCAAGGAGGACAGAGAGCUUCUCUGGUUCCGAUCUAAAGCAUCUCUGCGUUGCCGCCGUGCUGGAUGCUGUGAAGGAGCGAGUUGAGGUACCGUGGCGUUCGUCGCAUGGCACUGAUACCACUACCACCGCUCCGACGUCGUCACCGAACGACGUUUCCAAGGUUGCGCCGAUGGCUGCUGUAUCGGAGAGCACUCCGUCACCCGCAGCAGUGGAAGAGCCGCAGGGUCAGAUCACGUCGCAGACGCAAGUGCUUCCGUCCGAAGGUGGAGAGGUCACAAUCAAGACUAUGCCCUCAAGCGAAACAGCCUCAAAGGUCAUCGACAAUGCCUCCCUGGUCGUCGACGAACUCAAUGGCGGAGACGAGGACGCCAGCAGCGCCGACAAGGCGGCGGAAGAGCCGUCGCCCGAGACUGCAGCGCUGUACACGCGGACUAUCCACCUGCGCAACUUCGAGAAGGCCCUCAAGGAGAUUACACCGUCUGCAUCCGAGUCGCUCGGCAGUCUCGCAGAGCUACGGAAGUGGAACGAGGAGUUCGGUGAGGGGCGCAAGCAACGCAAGCAGAUCGUGUGGGGCAAGGGCAAGUUCGGAUUUACGAUCGAGCCCGUUGACGAUUCCGGUGCGGGACGCGUCAUGACCAACGCUACGGAGGUCAAACCCACUGACUCGGCUGCCCACGCUGCACUUCACGCAUCUGAGGCGACACGAUCUGACUGAACAGUAAACCC